Diachasmimorpha longicaudata is the source of this 1269-nucleotide messenger RNA. RefSeq names its product ER membrane protein complex subunit 3 (gene EMC3). The record is from RefSeq and is a predicted model, not a curated record. Gene Ontology annotation, biological process: protein folding in endoplasmic reticulum. Gene Ontology annotation, cellular component: EMC complex; membrane. Bases 147 to 926 code for a protein of 259 amino acids. NCBI's taxonomy places the organism in Eukaryota, Metazoa, Arthropoda, Insecta, Hymenoptera, Braconidae. The transcript has 3 exons.
ACCAACAGGCACAUUCACUGGCGUAGUUCAUACGCCAUCGCCACGAAAUUUUGCGGUUGAAGCCAAUCCACAAGCGUUAGCCAUCUCCCCUAUAAUCUCUAUUUGUUGUGUAGGAACGGUAGCCCAGGAACUGCCACAUUCACAUCAUGGCAGAAUUAUUGCUAGACCCUAAUAUUCGAGGAUGGGUGUUCCUUCCGAUAGUUGUCAUCACGUUCCUCGUCGGGAUUAUUCGACAUUAUGUGUCAAUUUUACUCGCGUCACAAAAGAAAGUGGAAAUUCAUCAGGUGCAAGACAGCCAAGUGAUGAUUCGCUCGAGGCUACUCAGAGAAAACGGUCAGUACAUUCCGAAAUCAGCGUUUCUUGUCAGACGUCACUUCUUCAAUAACGAAGAGACUGGGUACUUCAAGACACAGAAACGUGCACCAGUGUCACAGAAUCCCAUGACGGACCCGAGUAUGAUGACAGACAUGCUCAAGGGAAACGUCACCAAUGUUUUGCCAAUGGUUCUCAUCGGAGGGUGGAUCAACUGGAUGUUCUCUGGUUUCGUUACGACCAAGGUACCUUUUCCCUUGACUCUCCGGUUCAAACCCAUGCUCCAACGAGGCGUGGAACUGCAAACCCUGGACGCAGCCUGGGUAUCAUCAGCCUCCUGGUACUUCCUCAACGUUUUCGGUCUCAGGUCGAUCUAUACCCUAGUCCUGGGUGAGAACAACGCAGCUGAUACCUCACGCCUGCUUCAAGACCAGGUCUCCGGUGCUGCCAUGUCAAUGCCACCAGACCCCAAAGCCGCCUUCAAAGCCGAAUGGGAAGCUCUAGAAAUAUGCGAGCACAACUGGGCGUUGACUGGUGUUGAUCUUGAGUUGUCUGGCAUUCAGGCUAGAGGGGAAUUUAGCGAAAAUCUUUAUCACCAAAGUAAAGUGAACUGACCCAAUUAGUUCCAGUAAUGUUAUCACAAUUCAAUAAUAAUCCUCAAUUAAUUUUAUUUGAUUCUCGUUAGUGAAAACGAUGGUUUUAUUCUAUUUAUCGUAAGUUCAUCAGCUCCAGGGCUCCAUGGUGAUUGCAAAUUUAUUCUACAAUAAUUUUCAUCGAACAGAUUUCUACAAAGAAUUUCUAACAAAUUUAGAUCAAUUCCGGUAAUAGCAAUGCCUAUUUCUGCACACUGUGCAAUAACUGGGCCCAAGAGGUCAACAGUCUGAGGAAUAGAACAUCAAUGUGCAAAGAUGUGAAUGUUUAUUGUAUAAAUGUGAAUAAUAACUAGUGAUGAUUGAA